CGCCUGGUACCGGCCCGCUCGUGCCCCUUCCCCCUCCCGCCGCUUCCCACUUCCAAGAUGGCCGCGGGUGGAGCCGACCAGUUUCUUCUUGGACCAAGAUGACUGAUGGAAACCUGUCCACCUCUACAAAUGGCGUAGCCUUGAUGGGCAUUCUGGAUGGUCGAUCAGGAAACCACAUUCAGAACCUGCAACACUUGAAUCUCAAGGCGCCCAGAUCCCUCUCGUUGCCUGAGUAUGGGCCCAAGCUGAAACUUGGUGCUUUAGAAGAUCAGCACAGCCUUAAGUCGGUGGACUCAGGCAUUCCUACCCUAGAGAUUAGCAACCCGGAACCUGUACCCUGCAGCGUGGUCCAUGUGAAGAGGAAACAGUCUGAGUCGGACAUAGUGCCUGAGCGGGCCUGCCAGAGCGCAUGCCCGCUGCCAUCCUACGCACCACCAGCUCCCACCAGUGCUGAGCGGGAGCAGAGUGUGCGGAAGUCCUCCACGUUUCCCAGGACAGGCUAUGAUUCAGUGAAGCUCUACAGCCCCACCUCCAAAGCCCUGAACCGCAGUGACGAUGUCUCCGUCUGCAGCGUGUCCAGUCUUGGCACAGAGCUGUCAACCACACUGUCCGUCAGCAAUGAGGACAUCUUGGACCUCAUGGUCACGAGCAGCUCCAGUGCCAUUGUGACCCUGGAGAAUGACGAUGACCCACAGUUUACUGACGUUACCUUGAGUUCCAUCAAGGAAACCCGCGACUUACACCAGCAGGACUGUGUUGAUGCAACUGAGGAGGGGAAUAAACUGAAAAUAUUGGGACCAUUUAGUAACUUCUUUACAAGGAAUUUGCUUGCUAGAAAACAAAAUGCAAGACUUGACAGACAAAGUGACUUGGGAUGGAAACUAUUUGGAAAAGUACCGCUCCGAGAGAAUGUUCAGAAAGAUUCAAAGAAAAUACAAAAGGAAUAUGAAGACAAGGCUGGACGACCUAGCAAGCCACCCUCUCCAAAGCAGAAUGUGAGGAAGAAUCUUGAUUUUGAGCCACUUUCCACCACUGCACUCAUCCUGGAGGACAGACCAGCAAAUCUCCCGGCUAAACCAGCUGAAGAAGCUCAGAAACACAGACAGCAGUAUGAAGAAAUGGUGGUUCAGGCCAAAAAACGAGAGCUAAAAGAAGCUCAGCGGAGGAAAAAGCAGCUGGAAGAAAGAUGCAGAUUAGAAGAAAGCAUUGGAAAUGCUGUCCUUACUUGGAAUAAUGAGAUUUUGCCUAACUGGGAAACAAUGUGGUGCUCUAGAAAAGUUCGAGAUUUAUGGUGGCAGGGAAUCCCUCCCAGUGUGAGAGGCAAAGUCUGGACCUUAGCCAUUGGCAACGAGUUAAACAUCACCCACGAACUCUUUGACAUCUGUCUUGCCCGAGCCAAGGAGAGGUGGCGGUCCUUUAGCACAGGAGGCUCUGAAGUGGAGAAUGAAGAUGCCGGUUUUUCAGCAGCAGACAGAGAAGCCAGUCUGGAGCUUAUUAAACUGGACAUUUCUAGAACGUUUCCUAAUCUCUGCAUUUUCCAACAAGGUGGUCCAUAUCAUGACAUGUUGCACAGCAUUUUGGGCGCUUAUACUUGUUACCGACCGGAUGUGGGUUAUGUUCAGGGCAUGUCUUUCAUAGCUGCAGUGUUGAUCUUGAACUUGGAUACUGCAGAUGCCUUCAUUGCUUUUUCUAAUCUUUUGAAUAAACCCUGUCAAAUGGCGUUUUUCCGAGUGGACCAUGGCCUUAUGUUGACUUAUUUUGCUGCAUUUGAGGUAUUCUUUGAAGAAAAUUUGCCGAAAUUAUUUGCUCAUUUCAAGAAAAACAACUUAACUCCAGACAUCUACCUAAUUGAUUGGAUCUUUACCUUAUAUAGUAAAUCUUUGCCCCUUGAUCUGGCCUGUCGUAUAUGGGAUGUGUUCUGUCGUGAUGGGGAAGAGUUUCUGUUCCGCACGGCCCUGGGCAUCCUGAAGCUGUUCGAGGACAUCCUGACCAAGAUGGACUUCAUUCACAUAGCCCAGUUCCUGACGAGGCUGCCUGAAGACCUGCCUGCAGAAGAAUUCUUUGCUUCCAUUGCUACAAUUCAGAUGCAAAGUCGAAACAAGAAGUGGGCUCAGGUACUGACUGCAUUGCAGAAGGACAGCCGGGAAAUGGAGAAAGGAAGCCCAUCUCUCAGACACUGAGGCGGCAGGUGGACUUGUGCUCGGCACCAAAGCAGAUCUCCAUGCAGCACCUGUGUUGUUCCAGAUGGACAUGCUGGCAGCUGAGAAGAACAGGGGCUAUUUUCAUGUUUGAUUCCUAACAUUGGAGUUGGCCUUAAACAAAACAAACAAACAAACUUUUAAAGAAUUAAACCAAGGCUUAGCCUUAAGAAGCUCAGUGGAGUGAUGACCUAGUGCUGACCAUGGCCAACCACUGCGUAUUCUGCAUGGUUUAAAAAUAGGGCGGUGGCUCAUUCCCCUCCACCCCCUUAUUUCAGCAAAAGUUAAUUAAAUUGUAAUGCUUCUACGUCAGCUACUGGAAGGAACAUUACACUGUUCCUUGGUGCAUGGGAAAUGUUAUUUGGGAGACCUCAGAGAUGUCAUUGGCUCAUAUUUGCAUAUUUUAGGCAAGAAAGGGAUGGCUGAUUUAGUUAUUGAGAUAAUCUUUUCAAAGCUUGAGGUCGUGUUUUUAAAGCCCACCUACCAAUGAUAACAUUAAAAGAAAAUGGGCUCUCGUAGGAUAGUCGCCGAUGAGUGCUCAUGGGCUCCCCGGGCCUCAACCUGACCUUCAGGUUGAUGUUUUACUGUGUUGCCCUAAUAAGAUUACAGCACGAGGGCUGAAAAUGCACCCUUAUGUUCCAGUGGGAACCCUGCUUCCCAGAGAUUGCUCCCUACAUCUAUUGAGCAGGAAGAACUGUUGGCACAGAAGGCCUGUGACAGUCGAGACAGGCUUAAGAGCUGAUGGAAAACAGAAUGGAAACAGCCUCCCUUUAAGUCAAAGGGGAGGGAAAGAGGAUGUUAAGACCUGCCUACUCCUGUACCCUACUCAUUCUUUGGAGGCCAGGGAACAACACAGCUGGGGGAAGCUCCUGCCUUGCUCUGAUGGAAUGCUCCUCUUUCCUUUGUCACCUGAACGGCAGGAUCCGUCCUGAGUGCCAGUGAUGACCUCCUCACGCAUUGAGCAUGAAGACAGACAGUUGUAAGGACUGAGGACUGAGCAACACACACCCAACAGCCCAGACGGUCUUGACAGAAUCCUCAAUAUCCGUAGUAUCAGCCUUUCCCCGUUUUAGCUGGUUUUCCCCAAGUUCAUUAGCAACUUUGUUCUAACUUUUCCUUGACUAAUUUUGGUAACUUUAUAUUAAGAACUUUGGUUAUCCAAAUUCAAGGAAAUGAACAGUGUUUGCACAGACUAGUCCAAAAGACAGGCAAAUCUCUGUGGAGACGGGUUCGCACGUGUAACCUGUUGGCGUGUUGGUCUCUGUGAGUGCCGGGGAGACCAGGUUCUGGGGCACUGUUAGUUGUAUGGUAAGUGCUGUGGUGUAGUCUGGCACUCUCCAGCCCUUCUCAGCCAUACUUCUCACCCCAGGGAGCGUCCCACGGUUGAUCUCAUUUCUGAUUUGGGAGCGCCCUCGGCUCUGAGAGUUUAGCAUACAACAAGAAGACAUGGGGUGGGGGAUAAAGCCUAAUACGGCAUUAUUUUUAUAGGUUUUCUAUAUCUGCCAUGUCCACUGAUGACACUUCUAGGUGCAAUAGCAAGUUGCUGAGCCAGUGGCCAUCCUCAUGCCUUCCAUCCCAGCUCUGUUCCUUGUGUUGUUUUUCUUAGAAUUGCCUUUUUCACCUCAUAUUCUUAACUGAAUUCUCCAGGGAGGUUGCAGAACAUCAUGGGUAACACCUUCUGCCUCAGCCUUUAAACGCUGACUUGCCUGACCUCUUGGAGGAGGCGUUCUGUCUUCACCGAGGUCUCAGCACCUUCCAGACGCAGCCAUUCCCUGACAUCACAAAGCUGAAUGUAACCCAGACUGAGCCAGGCCUGGGAGACGGGCUGCUGAGCCCCAUCACACCAUUCCUCGCCCGUGGACUUUGUUUUGUUCCAUGACUUUCUGUUCUUAAAAGAUGUAUAUAUUUUCUUACUGUACAUACAGAUGUUCCUUAAGUCAUGACAGAAAGCAGUGUGACAAGGGGCGGUGUGCAGUUCCUUCAGAAUGCAUUUGUGGAACUUCACGUGUAGUCAAAACCCAGCCCUAGCGUUUUUGUCCAACAGUUUGACCUAAAUCUUUUUGAAUAGCACCAUUUAUGCAUUAAGCUUUUAAACAAGAUUCCAUGCCCAUCCGGAAUACCUACCAAAUCUUUAAUUCAGAACAGGUUUUCCUGACCUGUUCAGGGACCACAUGAGGUCUUGCUGGUUUGAUGCUUCUGCUUCAGAGGCCGGGAAGUCCUAAGUCCCUGUCCAGGGUCACGUGGCCCCUUUCCACAGAGCGUUGUGCUUCUCUGUGUGACGUUAUCGUUUAGGAAAACUGGAAUCAGAAAUGGAAAUGCCGCACCCCUCGCGAGUCUGCGCUUUCCCCUUCCCAGGCCAUUGCUUUCAGAAUCCAGGACUUCAGGUUCAGGACCUCUGUGGAACUGGCACUUUAGAGUCAAGAGCUGCGUCCCCACUCGUCCUUGAAAUCUCAUCUAGAAACAAUGUUCACUUGAAAAGGUACUUUUUAACUGCUCAGUUUUUGACUAUUUUAAAUAGUUUGCUGAUAGAAAACUCCUCAUAACACUUGCUACAUAUCAUGUUUUAAUUGCUUGUACAGUUAACCUUUAAUUUUAUUUAGUAAACUAUCAAAUUAGGACUUUUUGAAUUGUAAAUAUGUGGUUUUAUUAAAUAAAAGUCAUGUAAAAUUGUUA
Molecule: messenger RNA, 4871 nt
Organism: Ceratotherium simum simum (southern white rhinoceros)
Lineage: Eukaryota; Metazoa; Chordata; Mammalia; Perissodactyla; Rhinocerotidae
Gene: TBC1D14
Product: TBC1 domain family member 14
Biological process (GO): regulation of GTPase activity
Molecular function (GO): small GTPase binding; GTPase activator activity
Source: RefSeq, a predicted model, not a curated record